GGGCUGGCGGAGGCGGCGGCGCACUGGAGGGCGAAAGCCGAGGGCGCUGAGGCGGAAGUAGCAGGCCUGAGGGCGGAGGUGUCCAGGCUGCGGGCUGCGGCUGUGUCAGCGGCAGCGAUACAGCCGCCGACCAUUGUCCGCGCCAGCUCGACGGCGGAGCCGCUCGAGCCGAGCGCGGCGGCGUCGCCGGUGCAGCUGCCGCCGCCGCCGACGCCCCGGCAGCCGCUGCGCCGCCUCGGCGGCCGCACCCGCUCUGCGGCCGCGGCUGCGGGAGAGGGACCGGCGGCAGGCUGGGUGGCGGAGAGGGCGCGCCUCGUGGCGCGCGUCGCCGCUUUGGACAGGCGAAACCGAGAGCUGUCCCUGCGCGUGGUGUGCUUGGAGCGGGAUCGGCGGGAAGCUGCGCGGCAGCCGGGCGGGGCGCGUGCCGCCGCAAUCGCGGCCGCCGAGGAGCCCGGCCAGGCGGCGGCAGGCGGCGCCGCAGCCGCGCGGCGCGUGGGGGACGCGCGAGGCGCGGGCUCCAGCGAUGGCGGCGAAGUGAGCGGGGGCGGCCGCCGGGGCUGCAGUGAUGAUGAGUUUGUUCACGCUCCGCCUGCGUGCCAGGGCGCGACGCCCCCGGCAGCAGGCACGGUUCUGGCGGCAGGCCGCACGUUGGCGGCCGCACCGGCAGCAAGCGCCGGGAUCGGGGCGGGCGCUGGGGUCGCGGCAGCCGCCGCGGCGCCAGCGGGCGCCGCAGCAGCGGCAGGCGCUGCGGCUGCGGCGGGCGCUGCGGCUGCGGCAGGCGCUGCGGCGCCGGCAGGUGCUGGGGCGGCGGCAGGCACCGGGGUCGCGGCAGGCGCCGCGACGGCAGCAGGUGCUGGGGCGGCGGCAGGCACCGGGGUCGCGGCAGGCGCCGCGACGGCAGCAGGUGCUGGGGCGGCGGCAGGCGCCGCGACGGCAGCAGGUGCCGCCGCGGUGGCGGGCGCCGCGUCCGCGGUGCCCGCGCAUGCGGCCACGCGCUGGCCGGUCGCUUGGCGCACGCGCGCCCUGCGGUAUCACCAGGCGACGGCGGGCGGCAUCACGAGCGCGUGCCACGACGCACCAGCGGCUGCCGAGGAGGCCCCGCAAGCAGCACCAGAGCGCACGCCCGGGCGACGUCGCCCAUCCGCCUCAUGCCCGCGCGACGCCACAGCAGGCGCGCCCGGCCAGGCCACGCCCGCCCAUACACCGGCGACGGUGAUGGCAGCUGCGGUGGCAGCGGCAGGAGCGGCAGAGGAGGGGGCGGCGGGCCCGCCCGAGGGCUCGGCGUCGGCAUUGCCGUCCGAGCCCGCGGCCGAGGCGCCCAGCCGCGACCUAGAGUACUACCGUCUGAAGCUGCUGCCCUUCAGCGCCGCUGAGCUGGCGGCCCUCACUGCCGAGUGGCUGCAGCCGGAAGUCUGCCAGUCGACGCGCGAGAGCACGACCCGCGGCGGCACCACCCGCGUCAUAUCUUGCAGGAAGCUGUGCCCGCCCAGGGCGCGGCGCCACCACCCGCGGCUGUGGCCGCGCCUGGAGGCGCUGCAGACUGCGGUAGCGGCUGCGGCUGCGGGCGCAGGCUCCAGUGAGGCCGAGAACGUAGCGGACGCCGCCCCCGGCGGGGCCUGUACCGCGGGGGGCGCCGCAGCGGAGCUGCUGUGGCUGUUGCGCUGCCUGCGGCGGCAGGCGCAGCACGCGGCCGAGCGGCUGCCGUCUUUCUUGGUGGACGGCGGCCGCGACGGCGGCAGCACCGACUGCGGUGCCCCAGGUGGUGGUAUGGACGAUGGUGAUGUCGAAGAGUUGCCGCCCCUCGAGGAGCGCAAGCCCGAGUUUUUCGUCGACGCGGCGCUCGAGGCGCAUGGCUGCGCCAUCGUCUGCUGCGUGGAGCCCCGCGGUGUUGGGCCCGCGCUGGCGUCGCUGCCGAAGCGCGAGCGGCUGUGA
Molecule: messenger RNA, 1932 nt
Organism: Monoraphidium neglectum
Lineage: Eukaryota; Viridiplantae; Chlorophyta; Chlorophyceae; Sphaeropleales; Selenastraceae
Exons: 1
Source: RefSeq, a predicted model, not a curated record